Molecule: messenger RNA, 788 nt
Organism: Folsomia candida
Lineage: Eukaryota; Metazoa; Arthropoda; Collembola; Entomobryomorpha; Isotomidae
Product: mitochondrial carnitine/acylcarnitine carrier protein
Exons: 2
Coding region: 17-451 (144 amino acids)
Biological process (GO): carnitine transmembrane transport; mitochondrial transport
Cellular component (GO): mitochondrial envelope
Molecular function (GO): O-acyl-L-carnitine transmembrane transporter activity
Source: RefSeq, a predicted model, not a curated record
GGUGACGACUCUUUUGAUGACACCGGCUGAAAGGAUUAAAUGCACCCUGCAAAUUCAAGCCGUUGGAACGACGCAUCGCCACCACAACAAUGGAACAUGGGACUGUAUUAAGCAUCUCUGGCGCACGGGUGGAAUUCGAAACUUGUAUAAAGGGCUGGGAAUCACGUAUGUGCGAGGAAUUACGCAAGCCGGCGUAUAUCUUGGAACGAGUGACACAAUCAUUGCAAUGAUGACACCAUCCAGUGGGAAAAUGAGUCCGGGCCGAUCAAUGAUUACUGGCGGAAUGUGUGGUAUGCUGGUUUGGGCUGCAAUUCUACCGAUCGACACGGUUAAAACUAUUAUUCAAACAGAAAAAUUGGAACUCAUCGAUGUCCGCCAUCAACUUACAGCCUACAUAUUUCCUUGUCGUCCAGAAUUUGAAGAUAAAUUUCAAGAGGGGGGAAUUGAUUAAAAACGUACUGAUUUUUACCAUUUUAGCCACUCGUCAUCGAGUCCAACAUACUUUAAGUAUACAUACUUCUGUAUGGACCACUGUUUAUUGAUGAUUUUUAUAUAAAUCCAUAGAACCUGAAGGCCCAAGAAAAUCUGCAAAACAAAUCGUAUUCCAUAUGAUGACGACGGAAGGAAUACCAGGAUUUUACAAAGGACUUGUUCCCGUUGUGAUGCGAGCCAUGAUUUUUAAUGUUGUCACAUUUAGCUCAUUUACAUUGUUUUAUUCUAUUUUGAAGGAAAUGUAAAGGAAAGGCGCAUUAUCUGAUAAAGUUGUGGAUGUGGAACAACAAAAAACU